AAUACAUUUUUAAUGCAGAACACUACUUACCUGAGGAGUAUGUGGAGACAGAGAAUUCAAAAAUGGUCUUCACCUGAUAGGUGUCUUCAAAGCACAGAUGAAGAAGCAAAAGCAACCUAAAAGAGGCUGGUGUUAAUCCAAAAAGAAAAAGAAUGGAAGAAAAGUUACAUAGUAAUUCAACCAUUGUCAAUGGUACAGCUGCUAACCAAAAACCUAUAGAAGGCCACAGCCUUUGGGAAGUAAUUACAAUUGCUACUGUAACAGCCAUUUUAAGCUUAAUAACCAUAGUGGGGAAUGUUCUUGUAAUGAUAUCCUUCAAAGUCAACAGCCAACUCAAGACAGUGAACAAUUACUAUUUGCUCAGUCUUGCUUGUGCAGACCUUAUUAUUGGAAUAUUUUCUAUGAAUCUUUAUACAUCUUAUAUAUUAAUAGGACACUGGUCUCUUGGAAGUCUGGCAUGUGACUUGUGGCUAGCCCUAGACUAUGUGGCUAGCAAUGCCUCAGUAAUGAAUUUGUUAGUUAUCAGCUUUGAUCGAUAUUUUUCAAUUACACGGCCAUUAACCUACAGGGCUAAACGCACACCCAGAAGGGCUGGUAUUAUGAUUGGCCUAGCCUGGCUCAUUUCUUUUAUUCUGUGGGCACCAGUAAUCUUAUGCUGGCAAUACUUUGUAGGGGAGCGAACUGUUCCACCUGGAGAAUGCCAGAUACAAUUUUUGUAUGAACCCAUCAUCACCUUUGGGACCGCAAUUGCUGCUUUCUAUAUCCCUGUUUCUGUGAUGACUAUUUUGUAUUGCCGCAUUUAUAAGGAGACUGAAAAACGCACCAAGGACUUAGCUGAGCUACAAGGCUCAAGUUCUGUGGCAGAAUUUGAAAUGAUAAAACCUCAGAAAACUCUGCUGAAGUCCUGCUUUAGCUGUAAGCAACAAAAUUUGGCCAAAAGGGAGAGAUGUCAGGCUUCAUGGUCAUCAUCCAGCCGAAGUAUUUCUGCAACAGCAAAAGCAUCAUCUCAGAUUCAAAACAUGUCUCAUGAUUGGUCAAAGACAGAUCAGCUAACCACCUGCAGUAGCUAUGCCUCAUCAGAAGAAGAAGAAAAACGUGCCUCUGAUCCUGUCUUUCAAGUUGCUUGUAGCACCCCAGAAAAAGAAAAUGAUGAUGAAAACAAAGAAGAGAAAAAAGAAGCCUUUAUCAAAGACCAUCAAGGGGAAAAUGACUAUGAGACCCAAAAAUACUUUCUUACACCAACCAAAGGCCAUGCUCAAAAAAGUAAUAAAUGUAUAGCUUAUAAGUUCCGCUUGGUGGUGAAAGCUAGUGGUGCUCCAGAAGCUAACAAUGGCUGCCGGAAAGUGAAAAUUACUCCUUGUUCUGCCACGUUAUCCAAGGACACUUCUGUCAGAAACAUGGACCCAAACAUAAAUAACCAAAUGACUAAAAGGAAAAGAAUGGUACUCAUAAAGGAACGUAAAGCAGCCCAGACUUUAAGUGCCAUUCUUUUAGCUUUCAUACUCACUUGGACCCCUUACAAUAUAAUGGUUUUAGUCUCCACAUUCUGCUCAGAUUGUAUUCCUCCAACAUUGUGGCACCUUGGCUACUGGCUAUGCUACGUGAAUAGUACUGUCAAUCCAAUCUGUUAUGCUCUCUGUAACAAAACUUUCAGAAAAACCUUUAAGUUGUUGCUCUUCUGUCAAUGGAAGAAGAAAAAAAUGGAAGAAAAAAUAUACUGGCAGGGAAAUACAAAGCUGCCUUAAUUUGAACUAAAGUGUUGAAAAAGAAUUGACCUUGGCCAAGCACUGUAAAUUAAAUUGGCUGCAAGUCUUUAUUUAUAAAGUUGUUGCUUUAUAUGUCUGCAGAUAAAAGAAGCACAAUUUGUGUGAUAUUAAAUAUAUACAUAUAGUUAUGAAGAAAGCAGAUGCAACAAUGAACAUUUCCAUAAUUGUGACAGCUCAAUAGAGGAUUGUUAAUGCUGACAUCAUAGAAAUUUCCUUCCACAGUUCUGCCAGACUGAGGACCAAGUCAAAAGACCUUAAUGAUGGUUAGUAGACUAGACCCUUACAUUCAUCAAGUUCUCCUUUUCAGAAAGUAACAUUAUGCCUUCCCAUUAGUUUUUCUUUUUCCCUAAGGCUUUGUCCAGUUUAGUUAUAGGUUGCAAACAGAACGAGGUGCAUACCUAUCUCUGCAAAAUUGUCUCCUAAAUGGAUGGAAGUCAAAGGAAGGCAAGUGUCAGUGAUCAGGAAUAAAUGGUUGAGAUAAUUUCCCAGUGAAUAAACUUGGUCAUGGAGUUGUCUGUGAGGCUAUACACUCAUCACAGAUUCCCCCCCCCCCCCUCUGUGUGGACAAGAAAUGUAGAGGAAAGACUGUAUGGUGUCUUUAGUAAAUGAGGGAAUCAAUUAUUUUGUCAAAGAAAUUCACAUCACAAGCAAAUAAGGGUAGAAAUUAAUUUUCUUUCCAAUGUUACUUGUUCAUAUUUAAGUGGUUUUGAAGGAGUUUGAGUUUUAAAACCCAGUGUAUUAAUCUAAAACAUUAAUGCAAAUCAAAUUGAUCUUUAUUACCUGCUUUUCACCUGCCUACAACCCCAUGUAAGGGUUCCAAGGCAAAGGUAAAAUAAAUUAUGAAUGUCUUCAUUGAUAUCCCAAAAUAACUAUGGUAAUACCCAGUCUUCAACACAUUUUAAUAGACCUAAGAUCUCAUCCACACAUGACAAUCUACAUGUAGCUUUUCUACAUUAGCUUGCCUUCUGUGUAGAUGUUUUAACAGCAUAUGAAGAAGUCUAUAAAGCCCCAUGAUUUCCGUGGAGCAUAAAAGUUCUUGUGGACUGCAUACCGGUACUUUACUAAUGAGUUGAAACUUGUUCAUGAAUAAUGUUAAUUACAAUUGUGUUCAUAGCAGUUCACUGCUUUAUCAAUAAGUACUGUACCUGGUUUUAGAUCUGGACUUCACUUUGACCUUCAAUAGAAACUAUCUUAGAAGUAAAUCCUUUUGAAAUUAAUUAACAAGGCUGCCAAUCUAUCUAAAAAGAUGAUAUUAAAAUAUAUUAGAUAUUGAGUGAAGAUUGGUUGAAGAUGGUUGCACAUAACAUUGCACACUUCGUAGCCAAAGUUUUACAAACCUGUUCACAAAUGUUUUAAGUCAAGUUUCUCUGUGAAUCACAUAAUCUGUAUCAGUCAAACAGUACAAAAUUUUUAAAAAGAAGGAAAAGGCAGUGAAAUCAUCUACCUCUCUGCUGUCUGGAUUUUUGAUGACAAUACUUGAACGCCUAAACCCACAGCACAAGUAGGUCAAUCCAUCAGGCAUCCACUGAAAGUUGCAGAGGAUGUGUCCCUUCUGAUUGGAGUGGAAGUAGCUGAAUUUUGUAUAAUACUGUAUCUAUUUUAAGCGUAUGUGCUUGUGGCACAUCACUGUUUUGAUGACCCGAUCAGAAGAAAGCAAUAACAGAUACUGAAAAGUCAAAAUAUACUAGCUGUUAUGGCUUGGAUCAAAAAGUCACAUUUAGAUCAGACCCAUGAAAUCAGUGAAACUUAACAUAGCGCUGACAAAUUGGUCCCAGUUACUUUAAUAGGACAUUCUAAGCCCAACCCCAUGGAAAUAGUUACCAGGGGUUAUAUCUAGACAAAAACAAAAGCAGGAGAUGGGUGGAAGAUAACUUUCCAACAUGUCUUUUCCCCAGCUGCUCUGUGAGCCUCCCCAAAAGCCACACUCAGGAUUAAAGAGCUCUUCCCAAUGGAAAGGGAUGCAGAUGAGGGGUAAUGUGGUUGCCAAAAAUGAAGCAGAAGCACCUUCCAUGAGCAGAGCUCCUGCCCAUGUAAGCUACCUGUACCUGGGUUAGGGGAAACAUCCACAGCAUUAUAUUCAGCAGGAUUUCCAAUCCAUGAAAGGGCUUUAAAGGAGGGCUGCUCAUGGGGGGAAGAAGUAAAAAAGUCAGCUUCUGCACACUUCCUUCUAUCAGCAUUUGCCUAGAUUCUACUCUAAGUGAAGAAAAACUGAUAAUCAUAAAAAAGCAUUUGAAGACCAAAAAUCUACUCCAUUGCCUGAUCCCUUAAAAGGGGUGGGAGAUCUGAUAGACACACUGAGCACCCCACAAGCUAUGGCUAUUUCAGUGGAAUAGUAAGUUCUUUGUAUGAAAAGUGAUUUCGUCUGAAAAUUAUGUCUCUGCUGAAGUGAAUAGAAAAGGUGAUUCAUGAAGUGCACAUAGGCUCCGGAUUGGGAAUUGACUAAGACCAGGGCCAGGCCAAAACAUUUCUUUGCCUAAGGUGAAGGACAGGACUGUGACCCUUCUCUAGCCAGUAUACAAAACCUAUCUGGAUUGGCAGUUAAAUCUUACUUUGACAGGCAAGGGGAUAGCAUUCUCCAGAACUCUUGUAGGGAGGGCAAGAUGGUUUGUGUGGCAUGUGCAGCUCUCUAGCAAAAAGCAGAGAGUUCAUGAAGAACAGUUUACCACUGUCCCCCAACAUCUGUCAUCUGAGGCCUGUCACUUCAACCUGCCUGGUGGUACUGCUGACCCUGUUUAAUACAAAAUCCAGUAAAACUGGAGCGGCAAAAUUUGUAUUAUUAGCUUUAAAAUUGUAGAGCUCCAAACUUUCAUGGGCACAUCGUAGUUCUAUAGCUGUCAAUGCGAGCUUCAGAUAUUCAUGCUUUCCUGGUCUUCAGUUUAAAAAUGGAUUCAGUUAACAAACACGCAUAUUAUGAUUAAGAAUGCAAGAAUGUGCAGGUUUGGGUGUAGGGUACAUCUUUGUAUCACAUCAUAUACAUCUAUAGCUUAGCAUGGUAAUUAGUUGUAAAAUGUAGUGUUGCACAGUUCAGAGAUAGCACAGUGGAUUUUAUGAGAGUUUUUGUACAUUUAUCAUUGCUUCCAAUGAAGUCAUAAGUGUUUUCAGUAAGAACUGGUAUACGAGAAAGAAAAGAUUUCUCCACAGCUAUAGAAUUUAAUAACAUCGUAAAUAACUUGACGAUAUGCAAGUUAUUUGAAAAGAUUCCCCAUUUUUUUCCAGAGGGAAUAAAUCUAAUUUAAAGUAGCUGUAUAAUAAUGUGAAAUGUGUGUUCUGGUUUCAAUAUGAUUAAUUAUAAGUAUUUUAUAUUGUGCCAGUUGUUUUUGGUGCUUUUGUGUAUAAUUGUUAAAGGAAAGUGCGGGUUAUUAUAGAGACCUCUGAAUAUUUUUUUCAUUCACCACUAUCAGAGCAUUUUCUGUGUAUAGUGUAUGUUUUGGGUUAUACUGGCUUAUUUUUUAAUUUGAACAAACAUUCAUAUGUGUAUGAUAUAUGUAUGUUUGAUUCAAAUUACAUGCACUUUAGUGACACAAGUUAUAUAAUACUGGCGAAAUGUAUAAGAGUGUAAAAGUUUUCUGCUACCUGCAAUGUUACUGCAAUGUUUCUGCUAAAGAAAGCUUUGCCUUCUAGUAUUGAAGUUCAAUGGGAAGUUAUUUUUGUCACUAGUUUCUGUUCAACAGGAAUGUUUUAUAAAUAUUUAUAGUCUAUUUGUUGCGUAGAUGUGUAAGACUACACAGUGGUGGAUGCCAAAGUAUCAGUUAAGUGUAACUCUUAAGUAUAUACUCAAUCUAUGCUGCUAACAACUGAAACAUUACACUGCCAAACUCUGGGAUAUAUUGUAAAUAUCUGGAACCAUAUUAAACAUUGGAGUGUAUUUAUCUUUCCCCCCCAAUAUGUUUGAAUAAUGAGAAAGGGAAACUGAGAGCUUCCAAUAACAAUGUAGAAAUUCCACCUUUUGUUUUAACGCUUCUGAAUAUCCAUUUUGUAUGUCUUGAGAGCAGUAUGAGAUCUGUGUCAUGCUAACUGGAUUGCACAGUGCUCCAGCUGUGUUUGUAGAAAAGAACCAAGUGAGAUGGCUGAAUUAUGUAGUUGCAAUUCUGUCUAUUGCUGAAGCAAAAAUUAAAGGCUUCCAUUACAGGAUGAUUCUAAGGUUGAUGCUGACUUACAGAAAUUUAUAUGGAUUUCAUAUGAGCAGCAAAAGCAGACAGGUAUUCCAAGGAAGCAUGGACUGUGUAACACCUUGUGACGAAUAAAAAUCUCCUAAAUAGAGAGAAACCAGCCAAGCACUUGCUGAUAUGUAUUAUCAUGAUGUAUCCCAUUCUGUCCUUUAAAACAAGUCAGAAGUACUAACCAGCAGUGACAACUGUCAGAGGAACCACCCCCAAAUGGCUGCCUUACUUUACAGGCAUACUAGUGAGGGUGUAGUCCAUUAUUCCUCUUCUGAAAUAAGACUCAGCAUGCCACACACUGCCAAGGAAGCAUUCUGCUAUUGGGAUGAAGACUCAGUUUGUGGUUGUCAUUUUUAUUCAUGAGGAUCUUCAGGUAACUGUGCAGAGACUUGUCCAGCCUCACCAUUAGAAAGCUAUCUGUACUUGAAAGGAUGGAGAUGGGUUACAAGAAUCUUUGGAUAUGACACACUACAUUUCCUGCUGUUCCCCUUAUACUUUGUGACUUCUAAUCUAGCUCUUCUGGAUGUUGCUGUUUUUCUCUCUUCUUAAAAAAAUUGUCCUCCAUUUGAAAAUUUUAUCCUGCAUUUG
This is a messenger RNA of Sceloporus undulatus (fence lizard), 6514 nucleotides long. RefSeq names its product cholinergic receptor muscarinic 5 (gene CHRM5). Gene Ontology annotation, molecular function: G protein-coupled serotonin receptor activity; G protein-coupled acetylcholine receptor activity. Lineage: Eukaryota; Metazoa; Chordata; Lepidosauria; Squamata; Phrynosomatidae. The transcript is spliced from 2 exons. Gene Ontology annotation, cellular component: synapse; dendrite; plasma membrane. The coding region runs from base 153 to 1745 and encodes 530 amino acids. The record is from RefSeq and is a predicted model, not a curated record. Gene Ontology annotation, biological process: chemical synaptic transmission; adenylate cyclase-inhibiting G protein-coupled acetylcholine receptor signaling pathway; gastric acid secretion.